Aspergillus wentii DTO 134E9 is the source of this 1647-nucleotide messenger RNA. Its product is annotated as sugar porter family MFS transporter. Gene Ontology annotation, biological process: transmembrane transport; carbohydrate transport. Gene Ontology annotation, molecular function: carbohydrate:proton symporter activity. Gene Ontology annotation, cellular component: membrane. The record is from RefSeq and is a predicted model, not a curated record. Lineage: Eukaryota; Fungi; Ascomycota; Eurotiomycetes; Eurotiales; Aspergillaceae. The transcript has 2 exons. The coding region runs from base 1 to 1545 and encodes 514 amino acids.
AUGGGGGUUUUUUACGGAAGAUCGCUUCGUUUGGCCCAGGUGGCCCUCAUUGUCGCCCCAGCCUUUAUUCUCUUUGGUUAUAACCAGGCUGGUUUAGGGCCCCUGGCUACCCUCCAGAGCUGGGUCCAUACCUUUCCUGACAUCGACACAUUAAACACCGAGGGCGCGACCAAGGAGAAAAACACCACAUCAAAGGGUGCCGUGAUUGCUUCGUUCCAGAUUGGUGCGCUGUUCGGCGCUCUGUCGUGCUCAUAUCUUGGAGAGAAGUUCGGUCGUCGAAAAACAAUUUUCCUUGGAGCCAUCCUCAGUGUUAUCGGCCAGGUCCUGCAGACAGCAUCUUACAAUAUUAUCCAGUUCACCGUUGGCCGUAUCAUCCUGGGCUUCGGUAUUGGCCAGAUGAGUGUGGCCGUGCCCGUAUGGCAGUCGGAAUGCUCUUCAGCCAAGAAUCGUGGACAACAUGUUGUCACCGACGGUAUCUUCAUAUGCCUGGGCUAUGUCCUGUGUAACUGGAUUGACUUUGGCUUGAGCAAGGCUGAUGGCACAACACAGUGGCGGGUACCACUAGCCAUCUCAUUCUUCUUUUCGGUUGUCAUGCUUGCCUCGGUUUUCUUUCUUCCGGAAUCCCCCCGUUGGCUGGUACGCGUGGGCCGCAUCGAGGAGGCGGCCAGUAGUUUGGCAGCAUACAAGGGCCUCUCUAAGGAGGAUGAGGCGAUUCAGAUGGAAGUAACGGGUAUUGAGACAUCGCUAGAGGUCACAGCGGAAUCCGUGUCGUGGAAGGAGAUGCUCUCUGGCAACGACCAGGAGCGAUUAUUCUACCGAUUCUGCCUUUGCAUGGCGCUUCAAUGUCUCCAACAGCUUUGCGGAGGAAACUUGAUUUCCGUAUAUGCCUCGACGAUUUUCAAAGAAAAUCUGGGCAUGAGCUCCGACCUAUCCAGUAUCCUGGCAGCAUGCGCAUUGACCUGGAAGUUCCUCUGCAGCUUCAUCGCCUUCUUCACCAUCGACCGACUGGGCCGCAGAAAGGUGUUCAUUAUCAGUGGAACUGGCAUGUGUUGCUGUAUGCUUGCACUCUCAGUUACCAACAGUUUCGGCGAGGGCAAUAAGUCGGCAUCCAUCGUGUCUGCUCUUUUCAUCUUCCUCUUUAACUCGUUCUAUCCGAUCGGUUUCUUGGGCGGAAACUUUCUGUACUGUACGGAGGUGGCCCCGGUGAGACUGCGCGUCGCCAUGUCGGCCAUGUCCACUGCCAACCACUGGCUUUGGAACUUCGUUGUCGUACUCGUGACCCCAGUUGCUCUCAAUACAAUCUCUUGGAGAUAUUACGUCAUCUAUACUGUCCUCUCGGGCUGUAUCCCGAUCAUGGUGUAUAUCUUCUUCCCCGAGACGAAGAACCGCAACCUGGAGUCGAUCAACCACGUUUUCCGAGAUGCGCCGACAACAUGGCACAUUGUGUCCAUGGCACGAAGCUUGCCAGAGGGAGAGACGACAGAGGUGGUGUUGGAAGGCAACAAAGAGAAAGAUUUGGAGGUCCAGCAGAUGGAGCGGGUUUAAGGUUGCUUUUAAAGCAACCCGGGUGGGCAGCCAAGCACCUUGGCUACUUGGCACGAAUGUACAAAGUAUGAUGCAUGAGAUAUUAUUAAAUUUAUGAUGAUU